CAAGACUCAGCGGCUGCCGCUAAUGCCCAAUGCUGCUGAGAGGGAAAGAAAGAGUGAAGAGAGGGAGGGAGGAAAGAAGGAGAUAAAGAAAGGCAGAGUGGAGCGCGGAAUUUUCGUUCCUGUUUCUUGGCGCGAACCUGGCAGAUUUUUUAAGAAGAUUGGCCGUAGCUCGAUGCUUUAUAGAUCAUUGCUUUCGAGCUACCGAACAUUGAGUUGGUGUGUUACUGCAGACUAGCUAGGUCGUUAGCAUUUUAACAUUCUUUACCACAAACCCCAUCUCAUCAUUUUUGAUCUCUAACUUCUUUAAAGCGUUUUAAGUACAGUAGUCGCGUCAAGGUGGUCGCAUUAAAUCUACACAAUGGGGAGAAAGUCAAACAGAGCAAAGGAGAAAAAGCAGAGGCGGCUUGAAGAAAGGGCAGCUAUGGAUGCAGUGUGUGCCAAGGUGGUUGCAGCCAAUAAGCUUGAAGACCCUUUUUCUGCCUUUCCGGUGUUCAAAAAGUAUGACAGAAAUGGGUUAAAUCUGGAGAUUGAGUGUAAACGGGUAGCUGCAUUGAGUCCAGAAACAGUGGAGUGGGCCUAUAAUUUGACUAGAGCCAACAUGCAGACGCUAUAUGAACAGAGUGAGUGGGGAUGGAAGGAGAGGGAGAAAAGGGAUGAGAUGAAGGAUGAGAGGGCUUGGUAUCUCCUGGCCCGUGACGCUGAUUCUUCACCUGUAGCGUUUUCCCACUUCCGAUUUGAUGUAGAGUGUGGAGAUGAAGUUUUGUAUUGCUAUGAGGUUCAAUUAGAGAGUAGACUCCGACGGAAAGGCCUGGGGAAAUUCCUCAUCCAGAUCCUUCAGCUUAUCGCAAACAGCACACAAAUGAAAAAGGUCAUGCUGACAGUAUUUAAACACAAUCAUGGGGCUUACCAGUUCUUCCGGGAGGCUUUACAUUUCGAGAUUGAUGAAACUUCACCCAGCAUGUCCGGUUGCUGUGGAGACGACUGCACCUAUGAGAUCCUGAGCCGAAGAACAAAAUAUGGUGAGGCUUCGGGGCACGCACAUGGAGGCGGCCACUGCGGAGGCUGCUGCCAUUAAGUGCAAGCCUACCAGUAUUGUUUCUGAGCUUCCUCAUUCCCUACCCUUCUCCAAGACCCACAAACCCAACCCUUAUAACAAUCUGUCCAUGUAUGCUUUUGGUUUUAACUUGUGCUCAUUUACAGUUUCACAUAAAGUAUUUCAGUCUCAUUAUUGGCCACUGUGAGCCAAAUUUGACUUCUCUCACCUCAGGUAUCAGCAUGGUGAGGUGCAGCUUGUAUGUCUGUGCAUAUUUUUCAUAACAUAUUUUCCUCUCCAGAUUGUUUAGUUCCAUCCUCCGCUAUUUUAUGAACACCGUGAGUGAAUGCAAGUGGUGGUCACAGUGGUUACAACAGCCAUCUUACUCUAUACCACUUUUCAGGGUUAAAUGUAUUUUAACAAAAGCUGAAGUUUGCUAAAGUAUCACUUUUAAGAAUCAGAAAACAACAACAUGGACUGUUUAUGUAAUCGCUGAGCUUAGACUGUCUCAGGUCAUUCAACUUAAGCUUGUAACAAACUAUUUUAUAACAGCUAGGGAACUGGUGGAUGAGGGUUAUGUUGUUUGAUUUGCAAAAAUGCUUUGAAAGUUAUAAUGGACCCUAAAUGUAGAACUUUCAUUUUACUCUUUUUAUUGUAGCAUUUUAUGUCAUUAUUGUAUAUUUUUUUAUUUUUCUUCACUGUAUAAAAUCUGUUUACCGUGUACAUUUUAUUUUCCUUCACGAGGUCAUUGGAAAAUGUUACACACGACUUCGAAAGUGACGAGUUUGAUUGGUGGACGUCACUCGUGUGCUCUUAUUGAACGGAAACGAAACAUCGUUCCAGCUUUGUCAUGUGUUUGAUUUGUAUGCAACAAAUAAAGGAAUCUUGUUUGACU
This is a messenger RNA of Triplophysa rosa, 1928 nucleotides long. RefSeq names its product N-alpha-acetyltransferase 40, NatD catalytic subunit (gene naa40). The record is from RefSeq and is a predicted model, not a curated record. Gene Ontology annotation, cellular component: nucleus. The transcript is spliced from 8 exons. The coding region runs from base 359 to 1075 and encodes 238 amino acids. NCBI's taxonomy places the organism in Eukaryota, Metazoa, Chordata, Actinopteri, Cypriniformes, Nemacheilidae. Gene Ontology annotation, molecular function: protein N-terminal-serine acetyltransferase activity; histone H4 acetyltransferase activity; histone H2A acetyltransferase activity.